CAGCAGGCCUUUCCACACACACACACACACACACACACUGAGACGGAAACAUACACACAAGCGUACACACAUACGGAGUACGGACAGCCGUUAAAGCAAAGCCACGUUUGGGAUUGUCUUAUCUCCCCGCUGCAGGAGCUGGAUGCCCCCGGACCGCAGCAGUCACCCUGAUGGGCCUUCGCCGCUAGUUUUCACUCACAUCUGGUUCGAUUUCGGCUCUGAUGUUACAAGCUGAACAGUGACCGCUGCCUGCCUGAGGACACCUGCUCCCUAAUUCCCUUCACCAUGUCUGGGAUCCACACACCGUGGUCGACUGGCACAGAGUGUGUAGCAAAAUACAACUUCCAGACUGCCAACGAACAGGACCUGCCCUUCUGUAAAGGAGAUCUCCUGACCAUCAUUGGAGUCACCAGGGAUCCCAACUGGUACAGAGCGAGAAGCGCAGUGGGCAGAGAGGGCACUAUCCCAGCUAACUAUGUCCAGAAAAGGGAAGGAGUCAAGUCUGGAGGGAAACUUAGUCUUAUGCCCUGGUUCCAUGGGAAGAUAACUCGAGAGCAGGCCGAGCGGCUCCUCUAUCCUCCGGAGACGGGCUUGUAUUUGGUGAGGGAGAGCACCAACUACCCCGGCGACUACACCUUGUGCGUGAGCUGCGACGGUAAGGUGGAGCACUACCGGAUCAUCUACCACAAUGGCAAGCUGACCAUCGACGAGGAGGAGUACUUUGAGAACCUCAUGCAGCUGGUGGAGCAUUACACCAAAGACCCCGACGGCCUUUGCACCAGGCUGAUCAAACCCAAACUGAUGGAGGGAACAGUGGCAGCGCAGGAUGAGUUCUCCAGGAGCGGCUGGGCCUUGAACAGAAAGGAGCUGAAAUUGAUCCAGACCAUUGGCAAAGGGGAGUUUGGAGAUGUGAUGGUUGGAGACUACAGAGGGACCAAGGUGGCAGUCAAGUGCAUCAAAAACGAUGCCACUGCGCAGGCUUUCAUCGCCGAGGCCUCCGUCAUGACGCAACUGAGGCACAACAACCUGGUGCAGUUGUUAGGGGUCAUUGUUGAGGAGAGAGGCAGUCUCUACAUCGUCACAGAGUACAUGGCCAAGGGCAGCCUAGUGGACUACCUGCGCUCUCGAGGACGGACCGUGCUCGGCGGAGACUGUUUACUCAAGUUCUCCCUUGACGUGUGUGAAGCCAUGGAGUACCUGGAGGCCAACAACUUUGUCCACAGAGACCUGGCGGCUCGAAACGUGCUGGUGUCCGACGACAACAUCGCCAAAGUCAGCGACUUCGGCCUCACCAAGGAGGCUUCCUCCAUACAGGACACUGCCAAGCUGCCCGUCAAGUGGACCUCACCGGAAGCAUUAAGAGAGAAGCGGUUUUCCACCAAGUCGGACGUCUGGAGUUACGGGAUCCUACUUUGGGAAAUCUACUCCUUUGGGCGCGUGCCUUACCCUAGAAUUCCGCUGAAAGAGGUCGUGCCUCGGGUAGAGAAGGGCUACAAGAUGGACGCCCCAGACGGCUGCCCGCCCGUGGUGUACGACCUGAUGAAGCAGUGCUGGACCCUGGACGCCGUGGUGCGGCCCUCCUUCCGCAUGCUGAGGGAGAAGCUGCAGCAUAUCAGAGCCAAGGAGCUGUACCUGUGAAGAGGAGGCGUGGGAAGGGAGCAGGGGGGGCAUAGGAGGAGAGGAGGGUCGGGCCAGAUGCAGCCGAACACAGCUGUAAAGAAGGAGGAGGAGGAGGAGAAGAGGGACCAUGGCACCUUCCUCCUGCCUGCCAAGCCUGUUGAGCUGUGGGACAGCCAUGCUGUGCUCCCCUUCCCCAACUACAGAUGUCCACUAGCCUUGUCUGCUUCCUUACAAGGACGGUUUUCCUGUUUGUGUUGUAUAGCUUUUGCCAGACAGUUUCCUCUUCUCUUGAUGGGCCACUGAUCUUCCUUCCCUCUAUUCCUUCUGCUGCUCUCUCUCAUUCGCACACACACACACACUCUCUCUGUCUCUUCUUCUCUUGGUCCAAGUUUCUCUUCUUCCUCUACCUGAAAGAUUCUUUCUUAUGUUUUCCUUCCCUCCUCCUCCUCCACCCCCUCCUCCUCCUCUCCUGAACAUGGCAUUAACUGGAGGGGAGGCUGGCCUUUUCCUCCAUGUUCGUCAGGUGCUCUUUCUUCUUCCCCCUCACACCUCCUUCAUUCCUAGUUUUCUGUGUCACCGCGUGACCGUGCAUGUGUUUCAGCCCAACUCUGUCAUUCCAUCCCUCGUUUCAUCUCUCCCUUCCCUCGGCGUGGUGUCAGGUGUGGGGCCUUCGCUCUGUGCCAAAGUGCCUCCAGUCUACAGACCUCCAGACGUCCCUUCAGCACUUCUUUCAAUCGGACUGUUGUGGUUUGCUUUUUAAUUCCUUUUUUUAAGAACAUCUUUUUUUAAUGCUUUCUUUUUUUGUGGGGAGGUUAUCAAAUAAUUUUUAGUACCGUCUCCCCUACCUCCGACAUGUCCCCAUCAGACUGUUUGUAUUUUCUUUUUCCAAAUGUCCCCCAAAAAAAGAGAGAGAGGGACCAGGAAGAGAGAGAGCAUCGUGUUUGUUCUCCAACCAAGACGGCCCCGAGGAGCAGUGGACGGGGAGGGGAAGGCAGUUCACAAACAUGGUCGAUUCAUCAUAUGUGGGCUUGUUUUUUUUAUAUCGAAAUAUAUUUAAAGGAUUAACAACAAAAAAAAAGAACCAGGAAAAAACUGACUGCGGCAGAGACAAAGAAAGUGGACUCUCAGGAGCCAGGAGUCUCCUGGUGACAGGACUGUUCAGUGUCUCUGUGAAUGCUGGGGUCAGGGUGGUGCAUGCUGUGUGUGAGAGGCCUUGGGUUCAACUGUCAGUGCUUUCAAUGUUAAUUGUUUUAUUAUGCUAUCAUGAUUAUGAAUAAAUCAUUCCAUCUGAA
This is a messenger RNA of Solea solea (common sole), 2912 nucleotides long. Its product is annotated as tyrosine-protein kinase CSK. Gene Ontology annotation, biological process: adherens junction organization; regulation of Fc receptor mediated stimulatory signaling pathway; protein phosphorylation. The coding region runs from base 286 to 1638 and encodes 450 amino acids. The record is from RefSeq and is a predicted model, not a curated record. Lineage: Eukaryota; Metazoa; Chordata; Actinopteri; Pleuronectiformes; Soleidae. The transcript is spliced from 13 exons. Gene Ontology annotation, molecular function: protein binding; ATP binding; protein tyrosine kinase activity.